AUGCCCUGGGAAUAUUUGUUCAAAUGGGCCCCUGGAUCUAACUCGGGACCGCCCCCAAAGGUAGAAGAGAUAGUCAAAAGUGUAGAAACUACAGCUCCAAGCGCGGCGAAGAUAGUCCCCCAAAAAGGAGCAGUCUUCAGAGUCGCAGGCAUCCCUCCAGCGGAAACAAUCGGAGAUCUAGAUGAUAUUAUUCGCAUUUUGAAGGGUUCGUUGUCAGAGGCAUUUCCGGGGGACACGUUCGAUAUCGAGGCCACACUUAGUGGAUCCUGUUACGAUAAUACUCGCACUGCUCUGGUCAGUUUCACGCCGUCAGCGCCCCCUGAGUUGAACGGACUCGCCAACAGUGGCACUCUUGAAAUCCCUUACAACGGUACCCGCAAGGCUUUGAUCAUAGACAGGGACUUUUAUGGUCUCACCCAGCUCUAUCAGACGAAGGGAGAACUGUACCUAGGCUUAAUGGCCAUGCGUAUGGUUCAUGGAGGGGGGGGUAGGCUACAAAUGAUGUGGCUUCGUGACUUCCUUGAGGAGGAUUUGCCAGAGUGUAGAGUUAUGAUAUAUGGGUAUAACUCAAAACUUGCAAGCAACUCCACCCACACGAUUCCGGACUAUACGGAUUCGUUUUUAGAGGAGUUGAAGAAGGCGAGGCAAUCGGAAAAGGAAAGAAAUAGGCCAAUAAUAUUUAUUGGUCAUAGCUUCGGUGGUGUUAUCAUUGCUCAUUCUAUUGUCAAAGCAAAAGAUCAUCCCAAUAUUCACGGCCUCCUGUUCGAGAAAACUCGCGCUACGAUCUUUUUUGGUACUCCUCACCGUGGUCUUAUAGUCGACGAUAUGCUCGCUAUGCUUGAGCUUGAUUCCCCUAGAAAAGAACUGGUUUUAUCGCUUAGUAAUGCCUCCAACAACCUCGGAUCCGAGUUAAAAAGAUUUAUCAACUAUACCACGAUGACAAAUCUAAAGAUAGUCAGCUUCAAAGAAAUACAACAGACUCGGAAACUAAAACGGGAUGAGAAUGGCAUCUGGUCCAGGAGCGGCGAAUACUUCAUGGCUGUGGAUAGUGGUUCAUCCGUACUUCAACUUCCGGAUACAAUUGAAGAGUCACUGUCUGUCGAGGGAGACCAUUCUACGAUGGUCAAGUUUGAGAAUAAUCGAAAUCCGACAUAUACCAGUGUUGUCAGGCACCUCAGGAAUUUUAUUUUGGAUGGCAGUGCCAUGGCUAAAAUCAGUGAAGAACAGUUCCCCACGGCAUGUAGUGCUGUGAUUGGUAAAAGCGUUACCAGCCUAGAACGAAUUCUAAAAGCAACACCGUCAGUUGCGAAUACAAGGCAAAUGAAUGGUACAACUACACUUUUGCAUUUGGCUGUUGAAACUGGAGACGAAGAUAUUGUAUACCUUCUCUUAAAGUAUCAAGCCAGUAUGGAAGCUGUAGACGAGAAAAUGGAAACAGCAUUUCACCUAGCAGUACACAAAGGAUUCAGAGGGAUAGCUGUAUUGCUCCUGAAGAACGGCAUGACGGCACUGCAAAUCGCGGCGGAGAGCGGUGAUAGUAAUAUGGUCGUGUUGCUUCUGCAUAACAGAACGUAUAUCGCGGCGGCAGACGACAAAAAGCGCACAGCACUAUACCUGGCAGCUAUGGGAGGGCACAUCGAUGUGGUAAUGAUACUUCCGGAGAAGGGGGCAAACCCGGCGUCUACUGAUGUGGAUGGAUUCAAUGCCUUGCACAUGGCAUGUAAAGGGGAGCACGAAUGUCAUGACAGAGUGGUGAAGGCUCUUCUAAAGAAUGGGGCAAAUAUCGAGGCGGUGACCAACACCAGCCACACAGCACUGUAUCUUGCAGCGCUGCAUGGGAAUAACAUUAGCAUAGUAGACUUCCUCCUGAAGAACAGCGCAAAUGUCCACGCCACAACCGACACUGGAAAUACGGCAUUACACGCUGCAGUAGAGAAAGGGCAUCAAGAGGUAGUAGAGCUUCUUCUGAACAGCAAGGCCAACGUCCACGCGAAAAACAAACUCGGUAUUACGGCACUGUACCUUACUGCAAAUCACGGGCAUAGAACCAUUCUAGAGCUCCUUUUAAGGAAUGGUGCCAGCGUUCAUGUGGCGAGUAGUACCGGACAUACGGCACUACAUAAUGCUGCGUUUCAAGGAUAUAUAAGCAUUGUAGAGAUCCUUCUGAUAAAUGGCGCAAACGUUGACGCGGCGAUCGAUGGCGGAUUCACGGCAUUGCAUAAUGCAGCGUGGGGAGGGCAUCAGGAGAUAGUAGAGAUGCUUCUAGAGAGCAAGGCUACCGUCAGCGCGAAAACCGAAACCGGCCAGACGCCAUUGCACUCUGCUGCAUGA
Molecule: messenger RNA, 2331 nt
Organism: Morchella sextelata
Lineage: Eukaryota; Fungi; Ascomycota; Pezizomycetes; Pezizales; Morchellaceae
Exons: 7
Coding region: 1-2331 (776 amino acids)
Molecular function (GO): protein binding
Source: RefSeq, a predicted model, not a curated record